This is a messenger RNA of Cololabis saira (Pacific saury), 1824 nucleotides long. RefSeq names its product probable G-protein coupled receptor 174. Gene Ontology annotation, biological process: phospholipase C-activating G protein-coupled receptor signaling pathway; positive regulation of Rho protein signal transduction. Gene Ontology annotation, molecular function: G protein-coupled receptor activity. Bases 683 to 1672 code for a protein of 329 amino acids. NCBI's taxonomy places the organism in Eukaryota, Metazoa, Chordata, Actinopteri, Beloniformes, Belonidae. The transcript is spliced from 4 exons. Gene Ontology annotation, cellular component: membrane. The record is from RefSeq and is a predicted model, not a curated record.
CAGAGAAAGGCCACAGAGCUAUUGAUAAAAAUAAGGAGCGAGAAUACAACAGGAAACGCUUCUUCUCCACACAGCUGAUGGAUUUGUAAGAUAGAAAAGGUGAUAACGUGAAAGGAAACAGUGACAGAAGAAAGGAGACUGAUAAAACUGUUCGAUGAGGAGGGAGAGAGAGAGAGCAAGAAAGAGAGAGAGAGAGAAAGAAAGAAGUGUGUUGGCUGAUGUUUCACCCUUCUGCUUUUUGAUGUUAUGGCGGUGUGAAGUUUUGAAGACAAAGAGCACGCAUGUGGAGGAGACCUGCUCUCUCCGGCAGCGUUACACGAGGCCAGAUGUCACGUCUAAGUGGAAAAGCUGUCACACAUCAACUGCCCACACACUGAUGAUUCACUGCCGUUCCACCGGGGUGCCCACUGGCACGAUCUGAGGACUGAAGGAGUCAAACCCCAAGGCUACUAUGGUUUGACAGGAAGAGCUCAAAAACAGAGCAGCGCAGGACGCAAACGGCACCAAAAUACCUGAUUCUUCUGUUCAGACUGCUGCAGAGAAACGACAGCACAGGUCACAGCGUGAACUCUCUACAAUGGACAGCAUGGAUGCACCGACCUGACCGCCAGCUGAUCACAAACCGCUUCUUCCUCUUAUAAACUCGCUGCAGACUUAAAAGGCAAAUCGCUGAAGAGCUGACAUGUCUCUGAUGGAGAACGCCACCUGUGACAACGGCACUCUAAAGAUGUACCAGCACCACAUCUAUGCUGUGGUGUAUAGUGUGAUCCUAGCCCCAGGCCUGCUGGGUAACGUGCUGGCCAUCUGGGUGUUCAGGAUCUACAUCAGAGAAACCAAGAAGGCCGUGGUGUUCAUGAUGAACCUGGCUGUGGCCGACCUGCUGCAGGUGCUGUCGCUGCCUCUGCGGAUCUACUACUACCUGAACGACACCUGGCCCUUCGGUCAUUUUCUCUGCAUGAUCUGCUUCUACCUGAAGUAUGUCAACAUGUAUGCCUCCAUCUACUUCCUGGUGUGCAUCAGUGUGCGUCGCUGCGAGCUCAUCAUGCGGCCGCUGGUGUUCCACUCGUCCAAGCGCAAGGGAGACUUGUUGAUAUGUGGGCUGGGCUGGCUGCUGGUGUGUCUCUGCUGCCUGCCUUUCCCCGUGCUGAGAAGUUCGGACCCAGAUAUUCUCUCAAAUUCCACCCAGUGUUUCUCAGAGCUGCCGACUAGGACUAUCAGUCUUCCAACGGUCUGGGCCAUCCUGGUCACAGCAGAACUGGCGGGCUUCAUCAUCCCCCUCAUCUUAAUGCUGGCCUGCGCCUGCAUGACCUCUUGGAGCCUCCGGGGGACGAGGGCAGGGGCUAUUCCUGACACGGGGGAAAAGCGGAGGGCAUUAAGGACGGUGCUAAGCUGCGUUGCCGUCUUCUUAGUGUGUUUUUUACCUUAUCAUAUCACUAUGCCCCUUGAUUUCCUGGUCAAAGCCAAAGCCCUCACCAACUGCACCCUCAUGGCUUUCAUCCUGCGAUGUCACCCCGUGACUCUCUGCCUGGCCAGUCUGAACUGCAGCCUGGACCCCAUCAUGUAUUAUUUCACAACCAAGGAAUUCUGGAGGAGACUGAGCAAGCCAGAGAUACCAGACAGCAUCCCCUUCAACAGACGCCUGUCCUGCAUGACGGGAGGAGAUGACGACUAGUCUGUGUUUGCUGCUCACGGAGAGCGCUGGCGUCUUCUCAACCACUGACUCCUCCAAUAAAGACAUUCACAUAUAAACCAUAAUUAACAUUCAAUUAAGUUUGUGAAAAAGCAGAACUGAUGUUUAUGGGUUGUUUUUUUUUUUAUUUAUUU